Messenger RNA from Brettanomyces bruxellensis, 432 nucleotides. RefSeq lists its product as uncharacterized. Gene Ontology annotation, cellular component: membrane. Bases 1 to 432 code for a protein of 143 amino acids. Gene Ontology annotation, biological process: response to oxidative stress; mitochondrial respiratory chain complex I assembly. The transcript has a single exon. Lineage: Eukaryota; Fungi; Ascomycota; Pichiomycetes; Pichiales; Pichiaceae. The record is from RefSeq and is a predicted model, not a curated record.
AUGUCCACUUCUAUUAUAAGGGUGUUCAAGAACUUCUACCGAAAUGGAAUAAAGAAGUCACUAAGGCAAAUCGCGCAAAUGAACGAUACCAAGUCCGGGCAUAUUGUUGGUGUUGAUGACUAUGGUAACAAGUUUUACGAGACAACAAAUCCAGAAGAAAUCCAUAUGAGGACCAGAUGGGUUGAAUAUAAAGAUUUCUGGAGACCUGACAUGUCGCAGAUUGAACCUGGGUGGCACUUUUGGUUGGCUUAUGGUACGGAUACUCCACCUAAUCAAUUGAAACCAUCCGAAAAGGCGAUUAGGCACAUUGUGCCAGCACAGGAAAAGCAGCACCCAGUAACAUACUCGUGUACUAGAGGUGCAUAUGUUCCAUACAACACAGCAAAGCCAACGCUUUCUUCAUGGAGUCCCAAGGUGAAGGAAAGAGUCUAG